CUUUAAACCAAUAGUGGGUCGCCCAAAACUUGGGGUUUUAAUUGUAAGCAGUUCGUUAUCGUCAACGAUUUUAUCUUUUAUCUUCCGAAAAGGUGGGAGCUCUCUUCACACACCUCCAAUUCAUGGCCGUCUGAGUCCGCAGCAUUCCGUAUAACCGCUACUCAAUCAUGGCCUCAACUUCGGCAUCGCUGCACCGCAUACGUGCGCCAGUGCAGCGCGCAAUUGCAAACGUAUCGACCCUCAGCGCCGCCGCAACAACCCGGUCCUACGCCACCAUCCCAACAAACACACCAGACACCACAACCUCCCCAUCCGCCAAACCCGCCCGCCGCCCAACAUACUUCAAAGACACGACGAUAGCCUCCUUCGACGAGUUCCUCUCCAGCAAAUCCUCCUCGACCACCACCCUCUCCCCGUCCGACGCGUACCAGCUACGAACGGCCGAGGUCGGCCCCGCGUCAAACCGGCGGACGAUCACGCGGUUGCCGGAGUGGCUCAAGACGCCGAUCCCGGCGGGCAACGACAACUACAAGCAGAUCAAGCGGGACCUGCGCGGGCUGGGCCUGCACACGGUGUGCGAGGAGGCGCGGUGCCCGAACAUAUCGGAGUGCUGGGGGGGCAGCGACAAGAGCGCGGCGACGGCGACCAUCAUGCUGAUGGGCGACACGUGCACGCGCGGGUGCCGCUUCUGCAGCGUCAAGACGAGCCGCGCGCCGCCGCCGCUCGACCCCCACGAGCCCGAGCACGUCGCCGAGGCCCUCGCCCGCUGGGGCCUCGGCUACGUCGUCCUGACUAACGUCGACCGCGACGACCUGCCCGACGGCGGCGCCCGCCACUUCGCCGAGACCAUCCGCAAGAUCAAGGCUAAGAAGCCGAGCCUGCUCGUCGAGGCGCUGACCGGCGACUUCUUGGGUGACCUGGACAUGGUGAAGGUCGUGGCCGACAGCGGGUUGGAUGUUUACGCGCAUAACAUGGAGACGGUGGAGGGGCUGACGCCGUACGUGCGGGAUAGGAGGGCCACGUUCCGGCAGAGUCUGAAGGUGCUGGAACAUGUGAAGAAGGUGCGCGGGGACGAGGGCAUUAUUACGAAGACGAGUUUCAUGCUCGGGCUUGGCGAGCAGGAGCAGGAGCUCACGGAUGCGCUGAAGGAGCUGAGGAAUGUGGGAUGUGAUGUGGUGACGUUUGGACAGUACAUGCGCCCGACGAAGAGACAUCUGAAGGUCGAGAAGUACGUCACGCCCGAAGAGUUCAAGAUGUGGGAGCAGCGCGCGCUGGAUAUGGGGUUCAUGUACGUGGCUAGCGGGCCGCUUGUCAGGAGCAGCUACAAGGCUGGCGAGGCUUUCAUCGAGAACGUCUUGAGGAAGCGGGCCGACGAGAGAGCAGUGGCUGCUGCCUCGGAGGGCAAAUUAGGACAGACUAUCGCUAUGGAAGGGGCGUAAAAGUGGAUGGCCCUACCGUUUAUUGUUACAUACUACUGUGGACAGUGCCAUCAUGUUCGGCAUGUUUUAUUCAACAUGUAUAACUAACGGGGCUGCUACGAACUUGGAGAAACGCCCAAGGACGGGCAGCAUGGAACUCGGCGUACUUAGAAUUUUUCGGGUUUAGGUAUCGGUACCGUACUCUAUAGAACCGGUCGUUUAUGAAUCUUAUUCAACCAGGAUACGACGACCAAAAAUCCAAACUUAAUGACCACCUAUCUAACAGUUCAGAUGAUAUCGCCCCGAGUCUCCUUCACCGCAUCCCACAGCUCAUCCACUA
Messenger RNA from Annulohypoxylon truncatum, 1758 nucleotides. RefSeq names its product Lipoate synthase. Gene Ontology annotation, biological process: lipoate biosynthetic process. Gene Ontology annotation, cellular component: mitochondrion. Gene Ontology annotation, molecular function: 4 iron, 4 sulfur cluster binding; lipoate synthase activity. The record is from RefSeq and is a predicted model, not a curated record. Bases 168 to 1439 code for a protein of 423 amino acids. NCBI's taxonomy places the organism in Eukaryota, Fungi, Ascomycota, Sordariomycetes, Xylariales, Hypoxylaceae. The transcript has a single exon.